GGGACAAGGGACUAGUGUCAACUGACAGGAAGUCUGGUAUUCGUCUGACCAAUCACAUCCAAAGAAGUCUGCAGAGAGGACUCUCCCUGUUAGCAUCUCGUCUGUUUGUAGCUGCCUUAGCUGUCAUUAAGGACCAGCCGGCUGGACGCAACAAAAGCAGUGGAGAUCUGUCACUUUCACUCCGACACAGACGAGUAAAGCAGCACGCGAACAAAGUAACAUUUCGGUUGAAUGACAUCGGUGGAGAUGUGUAAUAAGCUGCAUUGGACACUGAGGACCUACCUGGCUGCCAGCCUAUCACCUGACAGCUGUCACCGCACCUAGCUGCUGAGCUAGCUCGCUAGGUGAGCUCACGGCUAGCAAGUGUUUCUUCGGGCUCAUUGCUAAGUUAGUGCUGCUCUCGGUUCAACGUGGACAGCGGCUACUUCCGCAUGAGCGCACUGUCUUAUUCUUUCCUCAACAAUAUUUGACUCUGCCUGCUGUUCACACCAUGAGUUAGCCAAGCAGCGUCGGGCUGUGUGGGGCAUUUUGAGAACCAGAUCGUUGGCUAGCAUUUAGCUUGACGUUAGCCAACCGCAUUCAUUCAAUUAUCUAAAAACGACUGAAGCCUUAAAACCAGCGCCUCGACGAGCGCACGGGGACUGGUUGGACCACAGCUCUUCUAACGAUACGUGCACAUUUUGGACUUGGCCGUGCUUUGGAUAGCAACCGAGGAGGGGAAAUGAAGAAAUUCUUUGAUUCUCGUCGGGAGUUGGUGAGCUCUGGGCCCGGACCCGGGGGAGGAGGCGCUGGUUCCGGCGGCGACGACAGCUUCAUUGGACGGGUCUUCACCAUUGGACGAUAUCAAGUGACCGUCGAGGAAAUUGUCGCCGAAGGAGGUUUUGCCAUAGUUUUUUUGGUACGGACUCAUCAAGGCGUACGUUGUGCACUAAAAAGGAUGUAUGUCAACAAUGAACAUGAUUUACAAGUCUGCCAACUUGAGAUUCAGAUAAUGAGGGACCUAGUGGGCAACAAAAACAUAGUUGGUUUUCUGGACUCCAGCAUAACUGCAGUUGGAGCUGGUGAUGUGUGGGAAGUCCUAAUCUUAAUGGACUUCUGUCGAGGUGGGCAGGUGGUUAACCUAAUGAACCAGCGGUUGCAGACAGGCUUCACUGAAGCCGAGGUGUUACAGAUCUUUUGUGACACGUGUGAGGCAGUCGCUUGUGUCCACCAGUGCAAGUCUCCAAUCGUCCAUCGAGAUCUCAAGGUGGAAAAUAUUCUUCUCCACGACCGGGGACACUACGUGCUCUGUGACUUUGGAAGUGCCACUAACCACUUCCAAAACCCUCAGACAGAGGGGAUUGCAGUUGUGGAAGAGGAAAUCAAAAAGUACACUACUCUAUCAUACCGCGCUCCAGAAAUGGUCAACCUCUAUGGUGGAAUGAUUAUCACAACAAAGGCAGACAUUUGGGCCAUGGGUUGUCUACUCUAUAAGCUGUGCUACUUCACACUACCUUUUGGGGAGAGCCAAGUAGCUAUCUGUGAUGGAAGUUUCACUAUCCCAGACAACUCCCGCUACUCCCAGGACAUGCACUGUCUCAUCAGGUACAUGCUGGAACCUGACCCAGAUAAGAGACCAGACAUCUACCAAAUAUCCCACUUUGCCUUUAAACUGGCACGACAAGAGUGUCCUGUACCAAAUGAGCAUAAUUCACCUAUUCCUGCAAAACUUCCCGAGCCUAUCAGAGCCAGUGAAGCGGUGGCCAAAAAGAGUCAAACCAAAGCCAGGAUCACAGACCGCGUUCCAACUAUGGAAACUUCAAUUGCACCUCGCCAACGACCCAAGGCUGGCCAGGCUCAGCCCCAGCCGAUAUCAGGCAUUCUUCCAAUCCAGCCAGCUCUCACUCCACGCAAGAGACCCAAUGUGGCUGUUGGAGCACCACAGGCAAUAGGUGUUGGCAUCAAUGUCCCAGCUGCAGCUGCUUUCCAGGCUGCUCAACAGGCUCCUGCUGCACCGCAUCCAGCUCAGACAGCCAACAUGCAGCCACAGGCCACAACACAGCAUCAGCAGCUCCUCAUAAAGCAGCAGCAAGCCUCGGCCUACUUAAGCCCACAGAGCAACCAGCAGCAUCAACUGGUACAGAGCCUCUUCCAGCAUCAGCAACAACUACAAAAAGCGUCUCAGGCGUGUACGGUGCUGCAGUCCAAACAUAAAACUGUUCCUCCAGUUAUUGCCCUGCAACUGCAACACCAGCAGCAUGUAGCACCUGUCCAUGAAACGGCAGCUUCUCAUCUCACCUCCAUCCCUGAGUCUACAGUCAGCCCUGCAGCUGACUCAGAGACGGCUGGUCGAGUGAUUCACAGAGUCGGCUCAUUGACACCCCCCUCGUCGCCAAAGAUGGCCCCUAAAAGCGGUCACAGGCGCAUACUAAGCGAUGUCACUCACAGUGCCGUGUUUGGGGUCCCAGUCAGCAAGUCCACCCAGCUUCUCCAGGCAGCCGCAGCUGAGGCUAGCCUCAACAAGUCCAAAUCAGCCAGUACUACUCCAUCUGGCUCCCCCUGCUCAUCCCAGCAGAGUGUGUAUCAUCUAGGUGAUGGUGACGCCCUAUCGGCUCUUGCUGCACCCAACACUCAGCCAAGCUGGAACCCCUUUGGGGAUGAUAACUUCUCAAAACUAACAGCAGAGGAGCUCCUUAACAAAGACUUUGCAAAGCUAGCUGAGAAUGCUGCACCAGGAGAGAAGGUCACAGGUUCCAGUGAAAAUCUCAUUCCAGGGCUCAUUGCUUUUCCAGCUGAAAGAUCUGCAGACAUCAUCAGUGCAGGUUCAGCAUUGUUGACUGUCCCGGACCCUCUUAAAACCCUCUCCCUCUCUGACACCACAGAGAAGCUGAUUGAGGGACUGAAGUCUCCUGAACCUUCUCUGCUGCUCCCUGACCUCUUAACCCUGGCCAACCCCUUCAGUAGUGCUGCAGAGAGCUCCACCAAUGUGAAGGCAGAGAUGUGUGUGGAUUCACUGAUUCCUGGUUUGGAACCCCCCCAGGCCCAACGACUCUCAGGCCAGCCAGAGCUCAUCCCUCCCAGCAUGCCAGACUCUCUGACUGGGGAGGACUCUCUGCUGGGUUGCAAUCUUCUAUCUCUUACUUGUCCUCAUGGAAACCAGUCUGUUUCUGCUCUCCCUUCCUCCUCUGCUCAUCCGGGCACUGGCUCUGGAUCCUGUCUGGAGGAGCUGCUGCCUGGUCAGACAGCUUCCGACUCUGCUUUCCUCAUGUCGUGUGGGGAGAAGGUCAAUGAAGACGAGUUUGACCCUAUUCCUGUGCUCAUCUCCAAAAACUCAAAUCAAGAUGUUCAAGGGCAGAGUAAUGGCUACUCUAUGCUUCGAGAGGGACAGGAGACUGAACCUCCAGAGGGAGAUUCUCAAGCAAAUGAGGAAUGUGUGCACUCCAGCGAUGAGGAGGAGGAGGAGGAAGAAGCUCAUAGAGAAGAGCAGCAUGAUGAGGGUGCCAUUGAGAGUCAUGCAGCAGGACAAGACUACAGCGGCUCCAGACCUCUGCUGCUGGACUCUGAGGAUGAAGAAGAACAAGAUUUAGCCCUCCAGUCAUCACAGCACUCCAACGCUGAACCAACACAACCAUCUUCUACCUUCCACCAACCUACUCCAAGCACCUUUGCUCAGAAUCACUCCCAACAUGUACACGAGCCAGCCAAAGGGGCAGAUGUUUUCUCAAAAGCUCCCUUUCGGAGUGUGCAAGAAGAAGCAGUCGAUGUGUUUUCCAAUGCUCCGUUUCCACGCGCCCCCCUUGCAGCGCCGCAGCAGUUUGAUGUUUUCUCUCAGGCUCCCUUUGGAAAAAGAAAGGAGGCUCUAGGAGCCCAGCACUUAUAUCCUCAUGCCGCUGGAGUCCAUGUUGUAACACCUGACCAAGGGGUGUUGGGAGAAGUUGCCCAACAGUCUUUCCGCCCCCAAGCUCUGGCCAAAUAUUCCCGACACUUUGAGGGACCUGUGCCCCAGCAGCCCGUAUCAGCUCAUCGAGUAGUGUCUAACGUGAACAGGCAAGCUGCUGUGGCAUCAGUCCCUGUAGGACCUCUUCACUCAUGGACCUCAGAAGUGAGCGCUGUAGACCCCUUCGUCGCUGCACCCUUUCACCUCAAAGCCCCACAAGAAAAGCCCUGAAUGCACACUCGGAGGUCGGGGCAGUGGGUAUCAGCACUCAUCACUGAAUUAUGCAAACUACAACAGGCAUACUGCAUGCUGUCACCAGCGCUGCAGCUGGACUGCAGGUCUGCGUGGAUCUCAUUCUUGGCUCCAUUUAGUGAUAGUGCAAGGUCAUCUUUACACUUGAAUGCUAAAAUGCUCAGAGUAAAAAAACAGCUGACAUCAUUCUCUGACUCCUAGUUGCUUUUUUAUUUUUCCUGUCACAUCCUUUUACCUUUUGCAUUGUCCUUACUCCUUUUGGUACGUUCAUCUACACAAAGACAACAUGGUGGUCGAGCAUUUGAUUGUUUUAUUGCCUACCUCAGUUACUUUUCGUGUCCGCUCUAAAUCACCACACAGUGAGGGAGUUUGUUUGAUUUUCUGUAUUUUUUAGCUUUACGGUCAAACUGAUCUGAUGACGCCUCAUUCCUCCAUUGUGUUAUCUUGCAGAAAUGUGUGAUUCAGCUUCAAUCACAAGAUCAUAACGUCACAGAAGCUUGCAAGAGGAAAAUGUAAAGAUGUUUCAGAGGAAUUUAUCUACAAAUCUCUGGCUUGAUAUAAUUACAAACAACCUUACAAUCAUGCCCUUCAAAGUCUGUAGUUUGGGGCCCUUGUUCUUUAAGCUUUGCAGUUUGUUAUGAGGCAGAUGCUGAAUACUGAUGCAAAGACAGUUCUAAGGAUAACAUUUGUUAAUAUGACAUGAAACUUUUUUUCAUUCAAAAUAUUUUGCAUUUUGUCAUGUAUUGUGUUUGUGGUCCAUGUCCUGUCUGAUAGAAAUGGAAUAUCAGUGUUUGUUCCAUGUAACGUACGAACUGUUUAAAUGUUAGGCAUAGAAAAUACAUGAUAGUAGUUCUUGUGUUAGAUAAAUGUAGAACGCCCGCUUUUCUUUGUUUCUACUUUACAAGAUGAUAUCUCUGAAGCCUUACACUUUUACAGUUUGUAACUCCGACCACAUAAUAAUAAUUCACUUUUGCCUUUUGUGCCCUCCUUUUUAAAACUGCUGCAUUUACUUCAAUUUAUUGCACACACAUUCAGCACCAACUAUUUGUGUACAAUAAUAUACAAUUUAUUGUUGCAGUGUGCUCAUGCACCAAGACUUUCAUUCAACUCUAAUGCAGCUCUAUCGUAGGUCUCUGUAAACUCCAACUGUACUAACUGUGACUCACACUUAUGAACAACUUAAGUGAAAACUUUUAACUGCAACUUAAAACAGAUGCUUUCCUGCAGUCGCACAAAUAUCUACAGCACUUAUGCAUCGCAGUUCCAGUCAGGGAUUGUAAACGGUAGUAUCUUUUACGUGAGAUCUUGAAUGGUGACUGAUUGAUGACAUUCCUUUUGAAUUUAAUUCCAUCGCCAUUUGGGAAUAUUUUAUUGUCUUUGUGCUCUGCAAAAUCAUGGAACACUCUUUGGUUCCCAUCAUGGCACUUUUAAGAAAGGGGAUCCAACCGGUUUCAGCCCAAAGUUGAAUUCAUGUAUUAUUCUGUUGCAAUUUAAAACCUCUUCUUUCUUUUCACAAUGUACAAUCUUUUUUAUAAAUGCUCACUUUUCUCACCCAACUUGUAUACAUGAAGGUUGCACAUAGUCACUGACACGGUCAGGGUCCUCUAAGAAUGGGGUUUGAUUGUAACAGCUGUGUAAUGUAUUUCAACCAGUGUUGUGUAGGACAUCUUUGGACGAUUCAACAACUGAUGAUACUGUUGGACAAAAAUAGCACUCAAAAUACUGCACAAUCUGCCUUUUGAAAAGUAUGUUGUAAGUCAUAAAAAAAAUUAAAAAAAACUAUUAAACGAAUGUAAAUCAAA
Cyclopterus lumpus (lumpfish) is the source of this 5970-nucleotide messenger RNA. RefSeq names its product AP2-associated protein kinase 1-like. Lineage: Eukaryota; Metazoa; Chordata; Actinopteri; Perciformes; Cyclopteridae. Gene Ontology annotation, biological process: protein phosphorylation. The transcript is spliced from 21 exons. Bases 722 to 4147 code for a protein of 1141 amino acids. The record is from RefSeq and is a predicted model, not a curated record. Gene Ontology annotation, molecular function: protein kinase activity; ATP binding.